AUGCGCUCAUCUGCCCAGUACAUCUCGCUGGCCGGCCUCGUCGCCGCUGGCACCGUUUCUGCAGGCAUUCUCCAUGUCCCCAUCGAGAAGCGAUAUCUCAGCAGUGAUCCCUCUCCCUCAUUACUCCGUCGCGAUGGCAGUAUUAGUCUGGACGCGCUCAACAACAUCACUGGGGGUGGCUAUUAUGCCGACUUCAGCAUUGGCACGCCUCCCCAGAAGCUGAGCUUCCUUCUCGAUACCGGUAGCAGUGAUACCUGGGUCAAUUCAGUCAAGGCAGAUCUCUGCACAGAACCAUCAGUGCAGCAGUCAGUCGGGGAAUUCUGUUACAAACAAUUCAAUCCGUCUCGUAGUUCAUCCUAUAAGUCGAGUACAGAAGACUUCGAUAUCAGUUACCUUGAUGGCCGCAGGAUUCAGGGCACUUACUUCAAGGAUACAGUUACUAUUAACAAUGCGACUGUCAAGAACCAGCAGCUCGGCUUGGCCCUCAUCUCCGUUCGUGGUACAGGCAUCAUGGGUCUGGGCUUCCAGGAGAAUGUCGCGGCCGACGUCAAGUAUCCCACCAUCAUCGACAACAUGGUAUCUCAAAAUGUCAUCCCUGUGCCGGCAUUCAGUCUCUACCUCAACGACCUGCAAACCAGCCAGGGUGCCAUUCUCUUUGGUGGUGUCGAUACCGACAAGUUCCACGACGGCCUCGCCACUCUCCCUCUUCAGCCCCUGCCCGCGAGUAUUGCCAAGACUCAGGACAUCGUCAUGUACAAUGUUCAGCUGAAUGGGUUCAAAGCUUCCGCCGUCGAUACCCCUGCCGUCAAUGGCAGUGCAAUUCUGGAUUCUGGCUCAACAAUCAGUCUCCUUCCAGAUGCUGUUGUGCAGGCCAUCUGGAAGAAGUACGGCGUCCUCAACAUCCGAGGAGUCCCCAUCCCUUUUGUUGAUUGCGGCAAGGCAAACUCUAAGGAUACCUUUAGCUUCCAGUUCACCAACAAGACGAUCAAGGUGCCCAUUGAUGAAAUGGUUAUCAACAAUCUCGCCUCGGUACAAGACGACAUCCAGUCGGAUCCCACUUUGUCCAAUUUGUUCAAGGGAUGGAGCGGAGUUUGCACGUUUGGCAUGAGCUCAACGACAGGUUACGGCAUCACAAGCGACCAAUUCAUCUUGCUCGGCGACACCUUCUUGCGAUCUGCAUAUGUCGUCUACGACUUGCAGAACAAGCAGAUUGGCAUUGCCCAGGCUACUCUCAACUCGACAGCCAGCAACAUUGUCCCGUUCCAGGAAGGCUCAAAGUCAAUUCCUGGCCCUGUUUCUACAGGCGCUGAUGAUUCAGGUAAUUCACCUACCCCUAGUUCCACCGAACCAGGUAGUUCCGGAGACUCUGGAGAUUCUUCCAGUUCUGCGAAGCCUGGAAGCCCUACUGAAUCUAGCAAUUCUGACAAUUCAAAAGACUCUGCCGGCUCUGCCUUUUCGAUUACUCUGGCAGGUACCGCUGUCAUGGCUCUCUCCAUGAUUAUGAGUGCUCUAUAG
Trichoderma harzianum CBS 226.95 is the source of this 1515-nucleotide messenger RNA. RefSeq lists its product as hypothetical. Bases 1 to 1515 code for a protein of 504 amino acids. Lineage: Eukaryota; Fungi; Ascomycota; Sordariomycetes; Hypocreales; Hypocreaceae. The transcript is spliced from 2 exons. Gene Ontology annotation, biological process: proteolysis. The record is from RefSeq and is a predicted model, not a curated record. Gene Ontology annotation, molecular function: aspartic-type endopeptidase activity.